Molecule: messenger RNA, 437 nt
Organism: Anolis sagrei ordinatus
Lineage: Eukaryota; Metazoa; Chordata; Lepidosauria; Squamata; Anolidae
Source: RefSeq, a predicted model, not a curated record
GUCUGCUCUUCUAUACCCAUUCAAGCCGGAUGUCUGCUCUGGAUCAAUACAUCCACUACAUCUUGUUAAUUCCCAUAUGGACCGGGGCUGUUUGCAGUUUGUUUGAGGUGUGGCACAGAAACAACCCAAUCCUGGAGCUGUUUAGGACUUCCAUGUUCAUAACCCAGGGAACUUGGCUUUGGCAGAUUGCUUUCCUGUUGUGGGGAACCUCCAGUUGGGACCACAAUGACCCAGAAACCUACAUGUUUAUGGCCCUGUGCUACUCUUGGCAUUAUGGGAGUGCCGUUCUCUUCCUCACCUUUACCUAUGGCAUUGUCUAUUGGGUUCUUUGGAUACUGAAAGGAAACUGUGGAGGAGAUGGAAUGGAAAUUCAGAAGUUCAACCAAGCAGACACAAAGACCUACACUGCUCUUUUGAAUGGCUCUGAUGAAGAAUGA